Messenger RNA from Bursaphelenchus xylophilus (pine wood nematode), 1669 nucleotides. The record is from the annotation of a GenBank genome assembly. NCBI's taxonomy places the organism in Eukaryota, Metazoa, Nematoda, Chromadorea, Rhabditida, Aphelenchoididae.
AUGUGGAAGGUUACUGCGAUAUUGUUCUGUUUAAAGUUUGUUCAAAGUUUUGAGAUACAACCGAGUCGUAGUGGUAGGCUUUCGUUUAUGUCUUAAUCUUGUUUAGGGAUAAAACCCUCGGUUCCUCCAAGAUUUUAUUCCGUUUCCGAUGCCAAACACGAUGAUUAUGAUGAGUAUCAUCCUACCCUCGAGAUGUGGACAAAGGCAGUGGUUAGACAAAGAAAUGAAGUAAGAUGGGACCAGGAAAUCCGGAAAUAUUUUGAUUUUUCCAGGAUAAUCAGAGAUUUCAGCGGGCCAUGUUAAUCCCAUCUCACAAUUAUUUUGACAUAAAUCGACAAGCUGUUCCUUCAUUCGAUGGAUCACCAUGGAGUAAUGGUGGGUUAAUUGUGAUGCGGAUACUGUAGCUCCAAAGUCUUCGGUUUUAACAUAAUUUAGACUUUCGGAGAUUACCAAUGCCUUAUCAAAGUCAAGGGCUUCCAAAUGGAUUGGAAAGUAAGUUUUAAUACAAUUAUAAGUAGUUGUAAGCGCAGCAAUAACUAUUAAGUAUUAAUCUAAACAAACUUACACCCAUUUAAGGCUUUGUUUGUUGACAUACAGGGUGUUUCAAGAAAUAUUCCAGAAAGUAUUUGCGAAUAUCUUUCUGCUCUUUGCAGCUAUCCAAGAAGGUUUGAGUUGUUUUUAAAACUUGAAGUCGGGCGUUUUUGAAUACGCAAAAGAAUUUUUUCUUGCCUCGGCGGAGAGACCAUUUUCGGCGGUGACUUUUGACAUCUUUUUGAAGAUCACAACCCCAGUCUUCUUUACUAUCAGGUUUGUCACACCUGGUGUAAUCUGUUAAUUCGGUAGCCUGGCGGAUGUUCCUCAGAAAGGGUGUUGGCACUCUUUUUGUCCCAUUCCCGUAUUCUGACACUCAAAAUUUUAAAAAUAACUCAGCCGAAUCCUCCGCCACCCGUCAGAAAUGACAAAAGAAAAAUCAAAGCAGGAUAAAUGACAAUGUGAAAUGACUAGCAAAAAAUUGUUCAGCUUUUUUCCAAUUCGAUUCGCAUUUGCUUUUGCGAAUCGAAUUGGAAAAGCCGAGCCUUCGCCAAUGUGUGCAACAUCCGCCAAGCUACCGAGACUAACAGAUUACUUCUUACCAGGUGUGAGAAACUUAAUCUCAUCCGUGGUAUGGGCUUUGUAACAAGAUGUAACUUUCAAAAAAGGCGUCAAAUGUCUCCGCCGAAAAAUGGCAUCUCCGCCCGCGCGACAUUUUUUAUUUAUAUUGUCAGACGCCCUUCGGAUUUUAAACCCAAUUUUUAACUUCUUGGAUAGCUCCAAAGAGCACAAGGAUAUUCACAAAUACAUGUGGAGUAUUUCUUGAAACACCAUGUAGUUUAACGCAUUCUAUUAUUAUGCAGUCCCUGUUCCAAGAAUGAGCCCGACGAUCCGCUCAUUAUCGGAUAUAUCCGAUGUGAAAACACCUUUGGAAAGGCCCACAAAUGACAAGAUAGUGACAAUGGAGCAACGUAAGUCAUCUCAGCUGUCCAGGAACACUUUUCUUCUGGGAUCCAGUUACUGUAUUCUAUCCAUUCCAGUCUCCCCGAAACCCUACUCCCCGCUGAACCAGUGGCCUGGUCCCGAUGUGAUCGACGGUUUCAAUUUCAAGGCCCUGAGGGCUUUGCGGAAUGAAUAA